UCUUCUAAACAUGGCGGCAGUUUUGUUUCUGUCUUGAUAAAGAUGGUUGAAUUGAACAGAGAUUUUAGCUUCAAGGAGCAAGUAUUUCCUUUAAUAAUUCAAAACAGAUCUCACUACCGUGGAAAUGAAGACAACAGCGUUUCGGAGGCUGAUUAUGACACCUUGAAAGAACAAAUCCAAGCUCAUGUGGUUGGGCAGGAAAAAGAUGGCACUGUAUUAGUAGCAUGGGAUGAUAAAAGCCCUAAUGGUACGCAUAAAGUUUCAUAUGUUGCAGAGUAUGAGGCAUCAAAACAGAAAUUAAAGGUACUGUUUAUUCAUGACAAAAAGGUCAAAAUAAUCGGAGCAUCAGUUAAUCAAGAAAAAACUUUGUUGGCUUUCACUACUACUGAACCAUUUUAUGGCUCACUUGAAGAUCCACCCGGAACAGAACACCCAGGAAUAUACAAAUCAUUUCUCRCAGAAAUUCGACCUCAAAACAGAAUAUUUUCAUUGUGUGUUGAAAGACAUACAUUCCAACGAGUACAGUUUCUCUAUGGCAUCUAUUUGGGCUAUGGAAAUACAUCUAAAAAGGAAUCACAUAUGCUCUUUUUCCAUCACAAAAAAGCAAUCGGGCUCUAUCAUAUCCCUAUGGCCAGAAUAGGGGACAAAGGAAUGAUUAUGAGUAGUCAACCAAGAACUGAACAAGUUGGUGGCCCAUUCUAUUGGGCACAAUGGGAUACUCUCAAUCAAAGACUGUACUUCCUACACAAGAAAUUUAAGGAAGAUGAUGAGGAAGAAAAAGGCUCUUUUGAAUGGACGUUUUCAGCAUAUCAAUUCAGUGAAAAGGUGCUUCAAUUUUGUGUGCUAAACAUGCAACUGCCGUUCAACAUUGACACCAAUCAUGUUAUCUCAAGCUCUGCACAGUAUUUCAAUUUACCCCUGAUGCAGACCAUAUCAGAGAAACAGUUCAACAUGCAAGUGGUGACAACAGCUGGAGGUUCCCUUUACAUUUGUUUACAGCAUAAAAUUGAGGAUGAAGAAGAAGAAGAAGGCUUUCAUAGUGAGCAAUUACCUCUUCAGAAACGACUGAGUAGUGAAACACCACCAACAGAACAAUCCUUCAUGGCAUCUCUGGAAUACUCUGUGUACUUCCUUCAUCAUGAUUGUAUCUUGCACUGCGUCCUGCAUUGUGUUCCAAAACACCUGGUGAAAAAGAGUGUUUUAUUUUUCUCUAGUUUACAUAAUUAUUUGUUGGUGUUGUUGCCUGGAUACGCCUUGCAUCUGCUGAAUGGUAAUGCAGAACAUGAACCAUGCCAUCACAUCAUACUACAAGGUGAUGAGAUUCCCAAGUUUUCAGUUCAAGGGCCAGAGGAUCAACCUCCACUCCUACUCUACUUACACAAGCAGCAAAACACGUUUGUAGUUUCUGAGCCAGAUAUCCUGGAUAGCAGAAGUGGUGAUGGGUUUGAACUUAACUUUUGCAAAGAUCGUCUAGUAGAAAUAUUUUCAAAAACUCAUUUACCAACCACAAGGUUGUCGUUACUUCAUCUUGUGUUGGUUCAUAUAAAAGAUGCUGCGCUUCUAAAGAAGAUGAUUGAACAUCUUUGUUACGAUCCUUCGAGUCCAGAAUGUACGGAUCUACUCAAGGAAUAUCUUAUGGGUUCUACUUAUGCUCUGAUGAAAAAGGUUUUAGACAGAGAUGUACACAGACUUGUGCCUUUCACAUGUGUGGAUACAUUCAGAGGACAUCUAGAGGAGAGUUUGGACAAAAGACGUAUAGCUCGAAUCGACUGCACCUUGUGCCGAGAUACUUGUGUAGAAUUCAAGAACGACAAGAAAAAACCUUUGGAUGGUUUCUGGUCAGCAGUCAAGGAAAAUAAGGAAUACGCCAAACAGCAGAACUUGAGAUUUUCACUAAAAAGCUUAGGGAUGUGUUGUGAUGAAGAGAGUGAUGAAGAAACUGAGACAAGUCAACAACAGCAGCUUUCUCAACCGCAAGCAAGCAGCGUCAAGACAUUGUUGAGAAGAUUCUCCUCCAAGAAGUAUCCAAGUAUGGAAUCAGUAACAUCCCAGACAAGCACAAAAAGUGGUGAUUUCCUUGAAUACUGUGAAGAUGAUAGAAGCAUCUCUGAAAUAAAGAAACAGAACAUGGUUAUCGACAGGUUGGCGGCUCAUUUUCAAGCUCAUUUACCUCGUGAAACUAGAACCAAGACACAUAAUAUUGCAGUAGAGUACGUGAAGAACCAAGCAGCUCAGUCUGAUGCCCUCCUACGUCUGUUCAGAUCUGGACUUGGCUUUAGUUCUGAUACUAAUCCCACUAUAACAUUACUUUUUGUUCGUGGUACAAUACGUGAGAUAGCACUUUUCCAAAUGGUCGAGAGAUACUACACUAGCGUGACAGACAUCAAGUUCCCCUUCCCUCCAGGCUUUCAAACGUUCUUUACUACUUUGGCCUGUCGAUGUCUUAAUCAGAGAAUGUUUAUGCAAUAUGUGGACAACAAUGUUCUACAACUAACAGACCAGUUCAUAUCUCGACUUGUUGAUGAUUGGGAUGGAGAAAGUGGGGACUCUGAUUUCGUUUUUCAGAUUCUAUCACGUUUAAAACAUGAAAAAGUGAAACAAGCAAUACAGCGAUGGGAUCAUCCAUUAAGCACCCGGUACCUGUCGCAACAGAUAGCUGAUGAACUUCUCUCCACGGACUUACUUGAAUGUUUAGGCGACAAGGAGUCUUUAGACUGUGGAUUUUCUCCAGGCAAGGAGGGAGGAUUGCAUGGCUCAUUCAAAGAAUCAGAAUCCUUUUCUGACGAAGAACCCUGCUUUCGUCCCUUGUCAACCUUAAUGUCAACUCUUCGAGAAAAAGCUGCGCAUCUCCCGAAUGAAAGCCAGUUUAUUGAUGGUGGUCCGUACAACUUAAAACACAUCGAGGACGUAGCUUUACUCCAGACAAGCAGGGAAGUAGACGGUAGCUUAGCAACAGUACCCUUUUAGAAUGUGCGCGUUAAAAUUAAGAUUUUCUAAAGGAUACAUACUCUAAUCUACGUGUGAUGUUGAGAGAACACCGAGAGAAGCGUAGGAAACUAUGAAGCAAAGUGAGCUAAAACAGAAGACUAUUGCUUAUCGCUUUUUUAAACACCUAACGAACAAACUAACUAACUGUUCUAUUUUUCGAAUGAAAGAAAGAGAAAUGACGUAAGCAUUUUAGAAACUCUCCUCUAAAGUGGCAUUUCGACCAAUCAGAACGCACGUUAGAACUCAGAACUUUUCUCAAGCACAAUCGUGAUACUUUUUAUACUUUUCAUGUGAACAAUAUGCCAACGUCUUUCUCGGUUGUCAUAAACAACGGUUAAUUGAAAGUUUUCUCCAAAGACGUCAUACCGUAAGGUUGCCUUGGAAACGAAAUUGUUAAAUCAAAUUUUGGAAAAUGUUCUCAAUGAGCUUUUCUCUUGUUAUUUUAAAGAUCUCCAAAAUUUUUAGGACAGAAAGCCAUUACCAUAGCUAGAAAAAGCAUGUUUGAUUUAGUAAAGUAGUGAAGUUUGUUUUCAAAGAUCGAAAUUUUGUAUGAAAACAUUCGUUGGUAGGCAAGAGAUGCCUAAAUACCAGCAAAAGUUUUCUUUCGACAUACACCCUUUUCAAAAAUCAUAUCUUCGUGAGUUUUGAACUUAUUCUCUUCAAAAUUCGCCGUUUCUCUAAUCUUAACAUGCUCUUUCGAACUACGGUAAUUAUUUCUCAGUUUUGCUAUUUAAAAGUACCUGUUUAAAGCUCAUUAUAUUUUAAGAUAUUUUUGAAAGAAUAAUACAAGAUUAGAAAAACUAAUCUUUAAAAAAUAUUAAACGUAAAAUAGCAUAAUUAUCGUAACAUAUGCAAUCUUUUUUUUUUCAAUCUAAAAUUUAAACUUUGUAUAAAGCUAAAUAAAAUAUAUUUUUGAAUACAAAAUUUCG
Actinia tenebrosa (Australian red waratah sea anemone) is the source of this 3917-nucleotide messenger RNA. RefSeq names its product protein pigeon. Gene Ontology annotation, biological process: positive regulation of amyloid-beta formation. NCBI's taxonomy places the organism in Eukaryota, Metazoa, Cnidaria, Anthozoa, Actiniaria, Actiniidae. The record is from RefSeq and is a predicted model, not a curated record. Gene Ontology annotation, cellular component: trans-Golgi network.